UCAAUGAGGCCACGUGGAAAGCCGAUAACGUCAACGUCGUCAAGAACAGAAGAAGAAACGAAGCAAAGGCAGCUUUUAUUCUAAUACAACACGCUUAAGGAAAAAUCGCCAAAUAAAAUACCACUACCCUCAAGGAAUCUACAGAUCUCUGUCCCUCUUUCUCUACGUCUCAAACCCUAAUUCCUUAAUUUUUACAGAAGAUCGAGGGUUUAAUCGCGGAGAAUCAACCAUGUUUAACAGGCUUUUCGGGAAACCCAAGCAGGAAGCAAAUGCUCUAACCACGUUAGACAAAUUAAAUGAGACCCUUGAAAUGCUUGAGAAGAAGGAGAAAGUACUUGUGAAAAAGGCUGCUGCUGAGGUUGAAAAGGCCAAGGAAUUUGCCAAAGGGAGAAACAAGAGAGCGGCUAUACAGUGCUUGAAGAGGAAGAGACUAUAUGAACAGCAAAUAGAGCAGCUUGGAAACUUCCAGCUUCGUAUUCAUGAUCAAAUGAUAAUGUUAGAAGGUGCUAAAGCCACAACUGAAACUGUAGAUGCAUUGAGAACUGGAGCAGCUGCAAUGAAGGCAAUGCAGAAAGCAACGAAUAUAGAUGAUGUUGACAAAACAAUGGACGAGAUCAAUGAACAAACUGAAAACAUGAAACAGAUUCAGGAAGCACUGUCAACUCCUAUUGGAGCUGCAGCUGAUUUUGACGAGGAUGAAUUGGAGGCAGAACUUGAAGAACUUGAAGGUGCUGAGUUGGAAGAACAACUUCUCCAGCCUGCAACAACUGCUCCUGCAGCUCCAGUGCAGGUGCCUGCUGGUAGGCAACCAGCUCGUCCUAUUCCUCAAAAGCGCACUGCUGAGGAAGAUGAACUUGCUGCAUUGCAGGCUGAGAUGGCACUUUAAGGCAUGUAGUAGAGAAGUGAUUUUGUUGAUGGGAGUACCGCAGGUCAUGUUGCAAAACAUGAAGAGAGGCCAUGUUGUAUUAUUGAAUCUUCUACUUCAAAAUUUGUGUGGAUUUAAGAUUUGACAAUGUACAUAAAGAUUUGCAUGAACUAAAUGAAGCUCCCCCUAUCUUUUGUUCGUUCAAUAAAAUAUUUAUAUUCUAUUCGA
Messenger RNA from Gossypium raimondii (Peruvian cotton), 1093 nucleotides. RefSeq names its product vacuolar protein sorting-associated protein 32 homolog 2. Gene Ontology annotation, cellular component: ESCRT III complex; multivesicular body; cytoplasmic side of plasma membrane. The coding region runs from base 230 to 886 and encodes 218 amino acids. The transcript is spliced from 8 exons. NCBI's taxonomy places the organism in Eukaryota, Viridiplantae, Streptophyta, Magnoliopsida, Malvales, Malvaceae. Gene Ontology annotation, biological process: vesicle budding from membrane; late endosome to vacuole transport via multivesicular body sorting pathway. The record is from RefSeq and is a predicted model, not a curated record.